GAGAGAUAAGAUAAACCGCGGACGCACACGCAUGUCCCACGGGGAGCAUGCUGGAGCAUGGAAUUUCGCGAUUUCUCUCGCUCAAACGCGCCCCAUUUUCUCUCGGGGCUUCCCAUUACACCACUACCAUCAGUGUAAGCCGGCGCUGGUACGAACACAGCUGCUGGAGCUGGACGCGCCGGCCUAUUUAAACCGCGCACAGGUCCAAUCGUUCUGUCAAUUCAGUCAUUAAAGAUUGCUCCGCAAGGGCAACGCACAAUUUCGCGGCAACAGUGACAGAGUGAGGUGAGCUCCGAAACAUCCAACCAGCAAUGGCCAGCCGGAAGAUAACGCCCAUGUUCAACGAUUACGUGUACGACGCGAUCCGUCAGAUUGCGGUCGAGCAGGGCUUUACGCCCGAUCUGUUUUCGGUCGAUUUUGACGAGGAGACGCGGCUCGAGUGUGACGGGUACGUCAGCUUCGUGUUCAAGGCCAUCAUCAAUGGAGACGAUCGGGAGUUUACGCUGUGGUGUAAGGUGCCGCCGAACGAUGACAAACGAUCGUUGGAGCUGUUCAAGCGUGAGUGUUUCUUCUACCGCGAAACCCUGCACGGGUUCUACGAGUUCCAGGCGGAGAAGGGUGUGUCCGAAGAGUCGGGGGAAGGGUUUUACGCGACCCCAAAGUGUUAUCUGGCACACUGUAACACCGACAAGCCGGAACCGGAAGCGUUGAUCAUGCUGGAGUACAACGAAGCGUUCGAGAAGUGGGACUGGGAUAAGCUGGAACCGAUCAAUCUGGAACAUACGCGGCUCGUGAUGCAGCAGCUCGGUCGUUUGCAUGCGUUGUCGUUUGCGAUGAAGGACCAGCGGCCGGACGCGUUCGAGCAGUACAAGCAGGCCGGUGUGGUGCAGGCCAGUGGAUUGAUCACGUUGAUGAAGGAAUCGUACGAUCGUGCACUUACCACGAUGAAAACGCGGUUCGAGUCGGAACAGGACCGGAUCGGGGCCGUGAAGGAUGCUGUGUUCGAGAGUCUGAAGGGAUGUUGCGAUCCGGCCACCGCCGAACCGUACUGUGUCGUUACGCACGGUGACUGCUGGAUCAAUAAUCUUAUCUACUCGCAUAAUGAGAACAACGUGGCAACGGGGGUCAUUUUGACGGACUGGCAAUCGUCCCGGUACGCGUCGCCCAUCCUCGAUCUGUGCUACUUCUUCUUCAUCUCGGCCGGUGAACAGUUCCGGCGGGAUCAUAUGGACAGCUUGCUGCACCAUUACCACGCCUCUUUGGCCGACUUUCUCACCCGGCUCGGUGGGGAUGCGUCGCGUCAAUUCCCGCUCACCACCUUGCUGAGGCUGAUGAAGCCGUACCGUGAUUUGCUCGGUAGCUAGUCGCUUGCUUAUCCCGCGCGCGUGUUGCGAAUCGUUAACCCGUGUUCGUGCUUCUAAUGGAGGAUGCAUCCGGAUACGAUCGGAAGUGGCGGAGUAACCGAUCCGAUGCGAUGCGCGGGACCAUCGUUAGGCACCAGCUGUGCAAUGUUGGCGAGGAGGGUGUCGUGCCUACGGAGGGAGGACCAGUGAGAAGGAUCCCUGCACGAAAGCAACGAGUGUACACGGAGACAUGGCCCCAAAGAUUGCGGGCUCAGAUGGAUGGAGUACGCUCGUACUAAAUAUAAAGUUAGAUAAGAUACCUA
This is a messenger RNA of Anopheles stephensi (Asian malaria mosquito), 1666 nucleotides long. RefSeq lists its product as uncharacterized. The record is from RefSeq and is a predicted model, not a curated record. The transcript has 2 exons. NCBI's taxonomy places the organism in Eukaryota, Metazoa, Arthropoda, Insecta, Diptera, Culicidae. The coding region runs from base 312 to 1364 and encodes 350 amino acids.